AAGAUGGCGUCCAUACGCAGCCAGGCCAUCGCCAACUUCUGAGCAAGACCAUUCCACAGUACUACUUCACAACGCAGGAUGUCUACACCCAGGAACCAACCAUUCGAGUCAGGAACCGAACCCAUCGAGUGGUUCAGGCACCAGACGAAGAGAGAGAUGAAAGGGUUCACCGAAGAUGCAACCACAUGACUCAAGGAUGCUUAACACCAGCAAACAAAACGUACGUGCCGGUGGGUGGGUGGCCCACCAUGGGGCUGGAGGAGCUGGUGUUCAACGCAAUGAAUCAUUGUCUGGAUCCAAAGGCUAGGGAUUUAUACACGAGCCAUUUCGAAAAGUUCAUUCCAAAGCGGACAGAACAGGUUCGUAGCACCACAAUCUUCAAAGACACCAGCGACCUGUUUGCGUGCUCCACGGCUGGAUUCAAUGCCAUCCGCACACACCUGAGCGAGACAGAGGCCAGGAUUCAGAACGUCAAGGCGGGUGUCGACUUCACCAGUCAGUUCAUGCGGGUGUGGAACGCACGACUGCGGCGACAGAAGCCACCGACAGAGGAAGAGACGAUCUCCAAGAUUAAUAUGGGGGACCCGGACCUGGUGUACCGCAAGGAGCGGGUCAGGAGGGACGAUAUCCUGUUCUUGAAGACCCUGAAGCUGCUGAUCGAGAAGCUUCUGCAGCUGAAGGUGCGCCACCUCCGCUCCAACGUCCCCAUCAACCUGGAGAACCUGGACUCGCACGUCUUCAGCAAAGACAUCGACGUCUGCAUCGCCCCCAGCAAGAGGUUCCUGGGGGGCUUCGCCGCAACGACGCACAGCUUCAAGGAGCAGAUCAUGAGUCAAGCCCCAUAUGACUUACGGAAGCGAAAGGUGGACGCCCCCGCCCGUAUGUCCAUCAACGUCAACAUGAGGAAGAUCCCCAGUCCCCGCCACCACACCCUGAAGAACGAGCACUCGCCGGGAGAGACUCCGUCCCACGUCAUCACGCCUCUGGACGAGAAGUUUAACGAGAUGCUGCGCAAGCCCUGGCCCGUCAUCUGGCAGGCGCUGGCAGCAGCCGAUCAAGGGCACAACAUCGGCGCACCUCUUCCUACCCCUCCUGUGCAGGCCAAAGUGAAGAACUCGUUGACCAACAUCCUGACCUCGCGGAAGGAGUGGGCCACGGCACGCAAGGAAAUCAGCCGAGCGGUGGACGAGACCUUGUGGCGGGUGGACAACGAGACGAUAGAAAGUUUUCACGCGCAAAUGGGCACACUGUCCAACCUGUCCGUGUCUACAAUCUUCAAAGCCCACCAGCGACAGAUGGAGGCAGAAGUCAAACGGAAGAGACGACAACGCCAGAAGCGCACCAUCUACGACUGCGAGUUGACGGCGUGGUACAAGGAGCUCGUUGACGAGAUGCAAAAGGGAAAUGGGAAGAAGGACGUGGAGGUUAACAACCUGCUGGAAAGCAUCAAGCCUUACUUCAAGCUGUCGCCUAGCAACCCCAAGUUCGUCAAGGCCAAGGUGGCGCUCAUCGUCAUGUCGUUGCCUAUCAACCAGAUUUGUCAGAUCCACUACCAGCGCGCAGUCACCUUCCUGCUCGACCGCGUGUUCAAGGCGCCGGCGGGGACCCUGGGGCACUGGCUCAAGACCCGCGGCCUGCCCCUAGUUCUCCCCUGAUGACCUGUGCAGGGGUCAGCGCAAGGCGUCAUCAUCGAUGCCAUCUUGUGUCCACCUUAUCUUGGUAGGCUGAUAAUACCACACGAUUACGUGUGUUGAGGAGAUGACCCUGUGACCCGGGCAUACUUGUUGCUGUGGAUUAUUUUAUAGAUGCUGUAGAAUAUUGUUGGUGGGUGUGACUGAAUGCUUUACUAAUAAACCGAUUUAAAUUUGAGUGAUGGGUAGUAUAAUGUACAUGUUUUACAUAUUUUUACCCUGACCAGGCCACAUGUUGGUCUGGUGGCUUUGGCUGAGGUCAUCCAAUCCUU
This is a messenger RNA of Pomacea canaliculata, 1963 nucleotides long. RefSeq lists its product as uncharacterized. The transcript has 9 exons. Bases 186 to 1655 code for a protein of 489 amino acids. Lineage: Eukaryota; Metazoa; Mollusca; Gastropoda; Architaenioglossa; Ampullariidae. The record is from RefSeq and is a predicted model, not a curated record.